AUGUGGCCGGUUCGGAGCAGCAACAACAAGAGUGCGGCCUGUUUGCGGUGCCAUAAGCAAGGUGGAAUGGGUGGAGCGAGGGUUUUGGAUGGUGACAACAAGUUGGAAGGGGAGGUUGCUAUUUCUAGAAGCAACAACAAGGUUAGAGGAAGGUUGGCUGCUGGGAGAUACAUUGAUGCUGCGACCUCACUUUUACGAUGGGGUGUAGCUGCUGAUGCAUGCAAUGCUGUAAACAGUCAAUGCAAGGCAUAUCUCAGUGCAAUUAUUGUCUAUCUUUAUUUGCACGAUUUCAAGCAAGCUCGGAAAUGCUAUGAUGAUUGCACACAGAUUGCAGCUUUCCUAAGUAGUGAUCAGAACCGCUGUGCAAGCAAGCUACUUUCUGCUUAUAGAGAAGGCGAUAUCGAAGAGAUCAAACGUGUAGCCCAAUCAAGCCCCAUUUCUCAUCUCGAUCAUGUGAUUAUUAGACUUGCAAGAAAAUUGCCAACAGGUGAUCUGGAUGGGUUAAAAAUAGAAGAUGCCGAUGAGCACGAAACUCUGAAUGAGGAUGAUUUAACUUGAAGAGAAAUAUAUUUAUGAUAAACAAUAUGUAAAAAAUUCUGAUUUUUUUAAUAA
Molecule: messenger RNA, 612 nt
Organism: Phalaenopsis equestris
Lineage: Eukaryota; Viridiplantae; Streptophyta; Magnoliopsida; Asparagales; Orchidaceae
Product: gamma-soluble NSF attachment protein-like
Exons: 5
Coding region: 1-558 (185 amino acids)
Biological process (GO): intracellular protein transport
Cellular component (GO): SNARE complex; vacuolar membrane
Molecular function (GO): soluble NSF attachment protein activity; syntaxin binding
Source: RefSeq, a predicted model, not a curated record